GAAAACAUUCAAAAAAUAUUCACACUUAUUUGAUUAUCGUGAUAUACAUAUAUGAGGAUAACAACAAACUCAACAUCAUUUAUCCUUACAUUUUUUAAGAGUAGCUUACAAAAAACGACAACAAAAAUAUCAAAAUACUGGAAAGUUUCACUGAGUGUUUGGGGAUGGGUCUAGGAGUAAAAAUUUGUAUGAUAUUUUGCUAUUGGAAUGCAGUGUGCGCCUUUUUCAUUGCAUACCUUUUCAACAUCAAAUUGAUUUCUCUAUCUAUUAUAUCGGUUAGGAGUAAUUGGGAUAGUGCCGAGAAAGCGCGUGCGUGCAUGCAUGCUGCCCUGAUUUAUUUUAUCAUAGCGUUAGUUUUAAAUAUAGGAUCUAUUUUUCAGAAUCGUACCAAUGCGUUCAGAAACUUUUCUGCAUUGGAUUCACGAACCCAGUCUCUGGAAGUGGGUAACUCGAGCAUGAUGUCCAUACCUCUUCUUGCACCUCUGGACCAUCGAUACGGUACCCCUGGCGAUGGCUCCCUGGAUCGAGAUGUAAAGGUAAGACCAUAUGGCACUUGAGUAUUUUUUAAAUCUCACUCAAAUAUUCUUCUCAAACAUAUGUGAUCGGUUGAUUACCUUUUUUGAUAUUAAGGAAGUAUUAUUGGAAUAUGAUAGGGAAAUUUGCCAACUGUUUAUCACCAAACAUGAUUAUUUAUUUAAGGUUCAGUGUUUUUCUUUCUUUCCCUUAUUGCAUGUGUAUAACUACGAGUAAGGCUGAUUGUGAUUUUUCCACUUUUUGCAUUUUUUAAAUUAAAACGAAAGGAUGAUCCUCAAUGCAUAGAACUAAAAAACUUACAGCAAUAUGUUGCUCUAGUUUAUUUAUCCAUAUAUAUCUGUAUCUAUAUAUAGAUAUAGAUAGUUAAAAGACCGACAUGAGUGCACACAGGUUCGAGUUUCAACUGAAAUAAUUGAUAAGAUUUACGUCAACGAAUA
Molecule: messenger RNA, 971 nt
Organism: Phytomonas sp. EM1
Lineage: Eukaryota; Euglenozoa; Kinetoplastea; Trypanosomatida; Trypanosomatidae
Source: the annotation of a GenBank genome assembly